AUAAUUAUUCAUAUAGUUUAUGUGUCGAACUCUGAUCUACAUAAGUACAUACAUAAUCUACAUUAUCAACAAUUUAUUUUGAAACUACGUAUAUGUUAGUUCUAGUCAAUAUUUUAUCAUAAAUUUAUUUAUAUUAUUACAAUUAUUUUUAUAUAAAUUUGAAAUAUAUAUUACUUCAACUUAUUUACAGUACAUUGUUCUACUAACGUUUCAACAAUGAAGGAUCAAUAUGAUAAAUUAUCAUGGAAAGAAGUACGAGAUUUGUUUAGAACAUGGAGAGAAGAUAGUGAAAGACGAAGUAAAGAUGUAGUUGACUUAUGGGAGGCUAAAUUAAUGGGAAAAAUUGAUCAUCUUGGCAAUGAAAAAUAUCUGGUUUUGGAACAAGUCUGUAUAGCAGCAUUGGAUUGUGAUCGUCAUUCUUUAGCGGAAUAUUGCAUUAAAAUAUUAAAGAGAGAAUUUCCUAGCAGUUUAAGAGUUCAUAAAUAUCAUGCUAUGCAUCUCGAAGCUUUGGAAAUGUACGAUGAAGCAUUAGAAGUUUUGGAUUCUAUUAUAAAAAGAGAUGAAACAAAUGCUGCACCAAGAAAAAGACGUAUAGCUAUCUUAAAAGCAAAAGGUCGAAUACCAGAAGCUAUUAAAGAGCUUACAGAAUACUUAAAAAAAUUUAUGAGUGAUCAAGAAGCAUGGCAUGAAUUGUGCGAUUUAUAUUUACAAGAACAAGAAUAUUCUAAAGCUGCAUUCUGUAUGGAAGAACUCAUAUUGCAUAAUCCACAUAGUCAUUUAAUUUAUCAAAGAUAUGCAGAAAUAAAAUAUUCUCAGGGUGGAUUUGAAAAUAUGGAAUUAGCAAAAGCAUAUUUUUGUCAAGCUGCAAGAUUAAAUCCAAAUAAUAUUAGAGCUUUAUAUGGUUUAUUGUUGGCAUCAAAUAAUAUUGCUACAUCACCCAAAUGUCCUUCUUCUAAAAAAAAAGAUGCAAUAAAAUUAAGUGAAUGGGCAGCUAAUCAAAUUGAAAAGCAAUAUCAAUCAAAAGUUACAGAUGAAAAUAUUAAAACAUUAGAAGGAUUAUUAGGACAACUACAACUUGAAAUUUAGGUAUAUAAAUUUAUAUAUAUGUACAUGUUUAUAACUAUUGUAACAUAUGUAAAUGUAUAUGUAACUCCUUAUACUUCAAUUUACACACGCGCGCGCGCACAUACACACACAUACACACAUUUAUUGCUCGAUAUAAAUUUUCUUUGAUAAGUGAAUCCUUUAGUGAAUCAAGUAAAUUGGAUAUUAAGAUGUUAUUAUGCAAAAUAAUGAAAUACUAGUUAAGAAAAUAAUUUUUAAAGAUUUUUAUCAUAAAUUAAUGAAAAAAAUUUAUUACUUUUCCUAAUAUAUUUUCACUUAAAGAUAUUAAAAAUCUCUAUUAAAAAGAUAUUGAAUCGUAUUAUUAGCAUUUUUAAGUCUUUUGUCAUCAAAUCUGUAAUAAAUUCCUGAAUGUCAUA
Apis mellifera (honey bee) is the source of this 1481-nucleotide messenger RNA. RefSeq names its product ER membrane protein complex subunit 2-B. Gene Ontology annotation, cellular component: EMC complex. The transcript has 8 exons. NCBI's taxonomy places the organism in Eukaryota, Metazoa, Arthropoda, Insecta, Hymenoptera, Apidae. Gene Ontology annotation, biological process: protein folding in endoplasmic reticulum. The record is from RefSeq and is a predicted model, not a curated record. Gene Ontology annotation, molecular function: protein binding. The coding region runs from base 217 to 1086 and encodes 289 amino acids.